Molecule: messenger RNA, 1854 nt
Organism: Penicillium longicatenatum
Lineage: Eukaryota; Fungi; Ascomycota; Eurotiomycetes; Eurotiales; Aspergillaceae
Product: sugar porter family MFS transporter
Exons: 6
Coding region: 1-1854 (617 amino acids)
Biological process (GO): transmembrane transport
Cellular component (GO): membrane
Molecular function (GO): myo-inositol:proton symporter activity
Source: RefSeq, a predicted model, not a curated record
AUGACCCACAAUGUUACGGCCGACAUUUUAAACCCGCUCGAGGGCAUUCCACAUGAUCAGUUGAUGUCCAACGUCCAGCAGUAUGCCGAGCGUCACGGACUGCAAGACAUCUUGCCCAACCUUCGUAAGGGUGCUUUAGCUGGUCAGGACCCAGUUGCAGCUAGAUCUUCACCUUUGCUGAAUGGUCAGGAGCACGAGAUCCUGCAUGUGGAGGCCACUUAUCGCUGGAGGCAGCCUUGGGCAUUGUACUACACCAUCAUCCUAAACUCGAUCGCGGCAGCCAUUCAAGGCUGGGAUCAAACUGGCUCCAAUGGUGCCAAUCUUACCUUUGACGUUGUCUUUGGCAUCCCUAACAAUGCCCCUGCCUGCCCGGAUCAUGCUACAUGCACCCGCAACCAAUGGCUUGUUGGUCUCAUCAAUGCGACACCUUACAUUACCAUCUGUCUUUUUGCUGGCUGGCUCUCGGACCCCCUCAAUAACAUCCUUGGCCGCAAGGGCACGAUUUUUGUGGCAGCGAUCUUUAGUCUUCUUGCACCCCUCGGCUCUGCCCUUACUCAGACUUGGCCUCAGCUGGUGGUCUGUCGCAUGCUCCUGGGAAUCGGAAUGGGUCUGAAAGAAGUUACUGUUCCCGUCUAUUCCGCCGAAAAUGCGCCCACCAACAUCCGUGGGGGUUUAGUCAUGAGCUGGCAAGUGUGGACAGCUUUUGGUAUCUUUCUCGGAACUUGUGCAAACUUGGCGGUUGCCAACACAGGCAAGCUGUCGUGGCGCUUACAACUUGGGUCAGCCUUUAUUCCUGCUGUCCCCCUGAUCUUCGGCGUUUGGUUCUGUCCUGAAUCGCCUCGCUGGCUGAUCAUCAAAGGAAGACACCGAGAUGCAUACAAGUCACUUCUUCGUCUUCGGAAAAGUAGCUUGCAAGCUGCUCGGGACCUUUACAUGAUCCAUGCACAGCUUGUCAUGGAGAAAGGCAUGCUUGAAGGCUCCGGUUACGCCGACACUGAUAAUGCAUUCGUCCGGUUCAAGGAAAUUUUCACUGUUCCACGCUUGCGACGCGCAACCCAGGCGUCAGGUAUAGUCAUGAUUGCACAGCAGAUGUGUGGAAUCAACAUCAUUGCAUUCUACUCUUCGACUAUCUUCCAGCUCGCGGGAGCGAACAAUAUCAACGCCCUACUCGCAUCAUUCGGCUUUGGCUUGAUCAAUUUUGCUUUUGCCUGGCCUGCCGUUUGGAGUAUCGAUAAAUUCGGUCGUCGAGGUCUCCUGCUCUUCACAUUCCCACAGAUGUGCUGGACCCUACUUGCAGCUGGAUGUUGUUUCUGGAUCCCUAAGAACAACAAGGCACACCUUGGUCUCGUUGCCUUCUUUAUCUACCUCUUCGAUGCAUUCUAUUCCCCAGGAGAGGGCCCUGUGCCAUUUACAUAUUCAGCCGAAGUCUUUCCACAGUCUCAUCGUGAGAUUGGCAUGGCCUGGGCUGUUGCGACCAACAAUUUCUGGGCAUCAGUCCUCUCGCUGACUUUCCCUUACAUGCUGCGUGCUUUCACUGCCCAGGGCGCUUUUGGUUUCUACGCUUGUCUCAAUCUCGUUGCCUUUGUUAUGAUUUUCCUUUUCGUGCCUGAGACAAUGCAACGCUCCCUCGAGGAACUGGAUUAUGUGUUUGGCGUACCUACCCGAAGCCAUGCCAAGUACCAGCUGACCGUGGUACUCCCGUGGUGGAUCAAGCGCUACAUCUUCAUGCGCAAGGGCGUUGGGUGUCCUUCUCUGUACCAGACCCCUGUCCAGCGGGCUGAGGCUCAUUUGCUCCCCACGGAGGCUCAAAGCAAAAAGGUCGAUGAAGCUCUUGAGCAGGUCGAAUCAGCUUAG